CUGGGGCUGGAGCGAUGGCCCGGGUUUGGAGCCCGCGGCCGCCGCCGCCGCCACCAGCCUGUUGGAAGCAGCCGUGGCCGCAACCCGUGCGGGAACCGGAGUCGCGGCUGGAGUGGAGGCGGCGCGUGUGAGUUGCCGAGAACUGCCCGUGCCGGAACACCUCAAACUCUGGGCGGGAGCGCUUCAGGUGGGCUGAGCUGCGGUCGCUCCUCAGCACCACCCUCCUCCCGGCCCAGACUGCAGGGCUGGGGUCUCCCCAAGCGCGGGUCUGGCCCCUCCCAAGGCAAACCCUCCCAGCUGGGCGCUCAGUCUCUCUCGGUCUUGGGCUCGCUUCAAACUCAGGAAGAAGGCCGGAGGACGGUAAACAUCCCAGACCCGGACAUUUUUUCGGUGCCCAGGCUGUGUCGGGGUUGUAGCCACAGGAGCCUCCUUUUGCUGCCACCUCCACCUAGCGAGAGACUGGCGCGUUCACACCGUCUCGCUCUGUACUUCUCCUCUCUCCCAUUCAAGAACAAGUUUCUUUUCCCUCUCUAUUGGAAUUCCACCCAAACACCCAUCCGAGUCGUUGCCUAGGUCCUGAAGCACCCUUAGAGAGAUUAUCUACUUAAUCAGGGAUGAGUAUCUCUCAUUCUUGACUUCCUAUCCUCUCGAGAAACAAAGGUUGCUUCCCUUAACACCCUCUUAAGUUAACUGACACUCCAUGCCCAGAGCCUUAUCCAUUUGGGUCACCAGCUCCCUGGCCAUCUCUAUGUGACUUCCCCUACCCAUCUGAGUUCCAGUUUCCUCUGGGCUCCAGUCUUCAGCCCCCACUGGAUCUGGUCUGUCCCACCCCUGGGUGGGAGUGACCAGGGGGCUCUAGCCCGGGAUUCCCCACCCUGGAAGGCAGCUCCAAGGCAUCGAGAGAAUUGGGCGUCGGGUACGAACCUGGCAGCUCAGGAGUGGGUGCUCCACUCACCCCCCACAAGAAAAUGAAAAAGCGCAAAGAGCUCAAUGCAUUGAUUGGCCUGGCUGGGGACAGCAGAAGAAAGAAGCCCAAGAAAGGCUCAGGCCACCGCCUGCUUCGCACUGAGCCUCCUGACUCAGACUCUGAGUCUAGCUCCGAGGAGGAAGAGGAAUUCGGUGUAGCUGGAAAUCGCUCUCGCUUUGUCAAGGGAGACUAUUUACGAUGCUGCAAGAUCUGUUAUCCCCUCUGUGCUUUUGUCAUCCUUGCUGCCUGUGUCGUGGCCUGUGUUGGCUUGGUGUGGAUGCAAGUUGCCCUGAAGGAGGAUCUGGAUGCUCUCAAGGAAAAGUUUAGGACAAUGGAAUCUAAUCAGAAAAGCUCAUUCCAAGAAAUUCCCAAACUUAAUGAGGAACUACUCAGCAAACAAAAGCAACUUGAGAAGAUUGAAUCUGGAGAGCUGGGCUUGAACAAAGCCUGGUUAAACAUCACCGAAAUGAAUAAGCAGAUCACUGAGUUGACUUCUGCAGUAAACCACCUUAAAGCCAAUGUUAAGUCAGCUGCAGAGCUAAUUAGCUUGCCUGCCACUGUAGAGGGUCUUCAGAAGAGUGUAGCUUCCAUUGGCAAUACUUUAAACAGUGUCCAUCUUGCUGUGGAGGCAAUACAGAAAACCGUAGAUGAACACAAGAAAACCAUGGAGUUACUGCAAAGUGAUAUGAAUCGGCACUUCUUGAUGGAGACCAAUGGAAGCAACCAGAUCAUUCCAUCACCUUCAGCUACAUCAGAACUUGACAGUAAAACCCACAGUGAAAAUAUGAAACAGAAAGAAGAUAGUUCCGAUUCUCAGGUAUCCAAGCUAAGAGAGAAACUGCAGCUAAUCAGUGCUCUCACAAACAAACCUGAGAGCAACAAGCCACCAGAAACCUCUAAGGAAGAUCGAGUACAAAGUUUCACAUCCAAGCCAUCAGCAUUGCCAAAAUUUCCACUGUCUCUUGGAGACCAAAUUGAGAAAGCUGCUCAGUUAAGACCUGUUUCCCUUCCAGGAAUUUCUAGCAUCAAAGAUCUUCAGGAUUUAUUCCAUAAGAUUGGCCAAGACGUGGAUGGGAAACUGACCUACCAGGAAAUCUGGAACUCCUUAGGUUCUGCUGUGCCAGAACCAGAGAACUUAAAAGUAUUCGAUUCUGAUGGAGAUGGAAAAUACUCAUUCCUGGAGCUAAGAGUAGCAUUAGGUGUCUAGCCUCAUCAGGCAUGUUUUAGAAAUGGACAUAUAUAUACUCUGCACUACCUGAGCUCUACUCACCUAACAAAAGAACCCUUUUACUUACCGAUCAACUCUCCUGUCCUCCGAAUUCCAGUAGCACAUCCAGACACAUCGCCACCUUCUAACUUGUUUGAAAAGCUAUAUAAAAGUUAUUUUUUUAAAAAAGACCAUUUUACUUAUAAUACAAUAUUUAAAAAAUCUAUGAUUUCUGAAACUAAUAAGAUCUUAAUUUUAAAAUUCACAGAAAAAAGCCCCCAUAUUACUCUUCCCUUUUUUUGAGGGGAAGAGACAUUUAUCUUUUAAAAGUGAAAAGUAUGUAUAUAGAGAGAAUAAGCCACCUUUUAUAUUUCACAUAAAUUUGCCUUAAAUUAGCUGCACUUUAUACAGACUCAGAAAAUGUCUUUCCUUUAAAAGAUAGACCUUUUCUGUUUGUAAAUAUUUAAACUAAAACAAAGACUUGUGCAUAUUUUCUGGGAAGUAGUAAGAAUGGUUUGAAAUAGGAUGUGAACAAAGACUUAUUAAAAAUCACUAAUCUGAUCUGGUAGCAGUUGAAACUGUCAUAUUUCCUUAUGUGCUGCCAUGACUUCAGCCUGGUAGCUGGGGAUAGAUUUAGGGAGUGGACACUGUGGGAACAGUGCUGACUUCAGUCUCAGGAAAGUAAGAUGCUGGCUCUUUGUUCCUAUUCCCACAGCUGAUCCCAGCCUAUGAACCAGAGAAGUUUUGUAUGGUUUUUCCCAGUUUCAAUCUUAUUUCAGGAUUUAGAAGCAUAAAAUAUUACCCCCCCCCUUUUUUUUUUUUUUUGCAUUCCUCACCCUCACCCCCAUCUCUAGUCAAUUAGAUUAUCUUCCUGCGCCCAUCUACUCAAGUCCACCUUAAAGCUAUGGAGAGCAUCAUGGAGAGGGAGAGUAACCCCACAGAGACACUGCUGGAGCCGAGGGAGCCCUAGGCAGGGUUUAUGGCAGCAGCUUCAGAGGCCUGCUGGAUUCCUGCUUCUGCUGUGACCAACUUCCAGUCAGUCAGUCUUUUCUUUGCUUCCCUGUUUAGGGGAAAUAUCUGCCUACCCCCUGGCUAUGCUAUAUAACUGGAAGAAAUAGGGUCUUGCACAUUGGCUUUGUGGUGGGAAGUUACCAGAAAUUACCUCUUUUUCCAAGACUUCUCAGAAAGAGGAAUUUCUUAAAAGGAAGGGACAGUUCUAUUAGGAAGACACUCGGAAAUGUCAGGUGUUCGCCACAGUUAUUUGCAGGGAGAACUAUAAAAACCCACAGACAAAACAAAAGUUUGUUAAAGCUGUAUCAGACUUCCACCUCUGAUACUAUCGUCAUUCUGAGACUAUCUCAGCUGGACACCUAAGCACUUCAGAGAAAAGUUAAUGCCUCUUACUUUGAUCCAGGAAACUUCCUUGAAACCUUACCUGGGAGCUAGCUAAGUACCAAAUAAAUUUCUCUGUGGGCUGAUCAAAGUCAAAAAGCUGUGAAGGAAUCAUGAAUCAUACUAAGCCUCCUUACAAUUACCAGUUCCCAAAGUAGCUAAGGCUUUCUGUCCAGAUCAUACCAAAAGAUGGCUAGCAGGCUUUUCCAUGUUUCAAACAAGCAUGUGCAGUACUUCUCCCUUUAAACACUUCUGUAGGCCUGGCUAGAAGAAAUGCUGCCUGUUUGCGCGCUGUGUUCUUAGAAGCAGUCUUUGGGCAACAUGAAAGGAAAACACUUUGCAAAAAAUAACUGUGCUGUAGGCCAAGUCAGGGAGAAACAGACAUCGCACAUCUUGUUUCCAUUUUAACUUUGUCCAAAUUGCUCUGUUAGCCAGAAUGUAGUCAUGCACCCUUAAACAUUUAAGGGCUUUUAUUUUUUGGGCUGUUGGAUUUGGUGUUGGCUAACCUUGAAUUUUUUUCUAGAACUAUUAAAAUUUACUUGAAGCAAAGUGAACUGUUUUCCCACAAAUGUGUCUGCUUCAGUAUGGCUCAUGCUUCUCUUUUGAAGAAAAAAAAAUAUUUGCUCUGCCCAUCUAUUUCACUGUUCUUGGAAAGAUUAAAAUACAGUAGAAAAUCAGACUGGCAUUUAGGUCACCUGCCAGGCCCCCCACCUACCUUUUUUAAAUAUACAUGCCCUUACGGAUUUUAACAACCAAAUAAAAUUCUAGCAAUAAAUUGAGUUAUACUGCUCUGUUUGUAUAUAUUGUGCCAUAAAUAGUAUGUCUGUACCUGGAAGGUAUUUUUUUGAGAACUGAUUUAUAUGAAAUAUACUUGAGGGUAAUGUAGCUUGUCAUUUUUGUUUCAAAUUCUUCUGCAUAGGCAGACUUUGAAGACACCUUAACUCUUUGUUAUGUGUGCCUUUCUUUCACACCAGACACCUGUACCUGGAGAAGUCAGUUUUGCUUUUUAAUUUAUCACUUGUUCUUCCCACUUUGAGCAUGUCCAGCUAGCAUCACCCCUGAGGCAGCUGUCUUGAACCUUUCCUCUACCCCUGCCAAAUUUGGCAGAGGUGUGAACACUACACUGAGACCUGUGACUGUUUUAUCAUACUGCCUAAGAAAGUGCUCUCUCUCCCAGGCAGAACUAGGGCAUCUUAAAAUCCUUUUCAAAAAAAAAAAAAUCCUUUUCAACACCGAAUAGAUGCACUGGCUGAAGAGUCCACAUAUGCAUUUUUCCGUGUUCAUUUGGGAGUGUUGUGAGUUGUUUUCACUUACCCAGCCUUUGACUCCUGUUGAGCUGCAGUCAAACCCCACCUGUCAUAUCCCUUCUUUGAUAAGAAGAGAAUUUGGCCCUGGUCUCAAGUAUGUUUAGCUUAUCACUCUCACAGCUCCUACUAUGUCUCUCCUAAGUUACCCAAAGCACUGCUUCUAGGUCCUUUUGCAUUUUGUACUAGUUGUAUACUUAAACAGCUGCUCUACAAAUCAGAGGCAGAAAGUUAUUGCUGGAAGAGAAGAACCAAAACAAGAGAAGCUGCUUUAACUAGUGUCUCCAAGGGCAGAGAGGAAUGUGUGGUGUCCAGGAGCGUGUCUGAUACAGCGGAGCAGAAGAGUAGGCAGCCUUCGCUGGCUGCUGCUACACUCCCUUCCGCUGGCAUUUCCUCACUACGGUUACUGGACGCAACUCUGGCCCUCCUGCUGGUCUUCCUUGUCACAGUUGAAGAUUUUGACUGUGAUGAGCUCAUACUCAUAAUGGCCUGCCGUUGAGUUGUUUUUAGUGACAGCUUUUGUUUGCUACACACCUCAUUGGCUUGCUUACCAACACCAGCUCGAUGUGGUCCCUACUUUCAUAUCCAAACCAGAACACAUUUGGGUGUUCCUGAGGCUUUAUAGAGCGUGUAUUGUUUGUUAUAUGAACCUAACCUACCUUGUUGUUUUCUCAUAUUAAGAAAUGUAAAUCUACUUUGCUUUAGUGGGGCUAUUUUGGUAAUGUAUAAGCAGUUUUGGUUCCGUUUAGGGAGUGAACUCAAGGUUUCCAUGCCUUGAUUUGAGCUUAUUUCUUAUCAGUAAUAUUGCCAUUUUAAUUUACCUAAGUAAAACAUUUUCUUUCCCACUCUAUGGCGAAAGUCCCCAUACAAACUGAUGACUAAGAAAAAGGUAUGUGUAUGUCUGCAUUGAUCCUUACUUUUAUGAAUUCCUUCUGACUUUUGAAA
Molecule: messenger RNA, 5815 nt
Organism: Condylura cristata (star-nosed mole)
Lineage: Eukaryota; Metazoa; Chordata; Mammalia; Eulipotyphla; Talpidae
Gene: EFCAB14
Product: EF-hand calcium binding domain 14
Exons: 9
Coding region: 969-2174 (401 amino acids)
Molecular function (GO): calcium ion binding
Source: RefSeq, a predicted model, not a curated record